AUGCUGGCAGGCCUCUGCGUUCAUCGUGACACCGGGACGCCCUUCACCUCACUUGCGAAGCCCGUAACAAGGGACUUCGCUUUAAUGAUGGACACCUCCAUCAAAGGCAUGAAUACGGUUACCGUGGCUGACACUGGUUUUUGCGACUUCCUGUCCAUUACGGAAGAAGAAAGAAAGUCACUCGGAUUACAGACGGAGGAGCUUGAGGAAACCUAUCCGUACGAAUCCCCUGACCCCCUGACCGCCCUGGCCCGCCCCGAGCUAGCCCUGAGCCACCCUGAGCCACCCCGAGCUAGCCCUGACCAGCCCCGAGCCACCCUGGCCGCCCCGACCCGCCCCGAGCCAGCCCUGGCCAGCCCCGAGCCCGCCCUGAGCCACCCUGAGCCAGCCCCGGGGCCCCCGGGGCCAGCCUGUCCCCUGACCGCCCCGACUAGCCCGAGCCAGCCCCGGCCACCCCGACCAGCCCAGCCACCCGCCCCGAGCCACCCUGAGCCAACCCCCGCCAGCCCUGACCAGCCCCGAGCCAGCCCUGACCGCCCCAGCUACCUGACCCCCGAGCCAGCCCUGAGUCAGCCCGACCAGCCCCACUACCCUGCCAGCCCCGACCACCCUGACCCCCUGAGCCACCCCCACCCCGCCCUGAGCCAGCCCCGGCCAGCCCCGACCAGCCUGAGCCCCCUGACCCCCCUGACCAGCCCUGAGCUACCCUACCCCCCCCCGAGCCCCCCGAGCUAG
Penaeus monodon (black tiger shrimp) is the source of this 735-nucleotide messenger RNA. Its product is annotated as vegetative cell wall protein gp1-like. The record is from RefSeq and is a predicted model, not a curated record. Bases 1 to 735 code for a protein of 244 amino acids. Lineage: Eukaryota; Metazoa; Arthropoda; Malacostraca; Decapoda; Penaeidae. The transcript has 4 exons.